Molecule: messenger RNA, 219 nt
Organism: Pyricularia grisea
Lineage: Eukaryota; Fungi; Ascomycota; Sordariomycetes; Magnaporthales; Pyriculariaceae
Exons: 2
Coding region: 1-219 (72 amino acids)
Source: RefSeq, a predicted model, not a curated record
AUGGCGCGGGGGAUGUUCUACUUCUCGUCGGGCCAGGUCUGCAAGAGCGCCAGGUUCGCUCCACGAGACUGGCAGCCUGUUCGAGGGACUUCCUCGGCAAGAAUUUUGAACCCGUUCUCAAUGCCCAAGAGGAGCCAUGACCAGUGCGGCGUUGCCAUGGAUUUGCUGCUGGAGUCCAUUACCGGCACUGGCUCCGUUACCCAAGUACAGGAGGCUUAA